AUGCAAGACAACAGAGACGAUUUCGACGAUUACAUUUAUGCUAUGAGGUUACAACAUAAAAUUUAUGACGAACAAAACGGAGUUGAAAAUGACUACACUAUUGCUAUGAAAUUACAAGAAGCAUAUAAUAAGGCAAGAACCAAUGUAAGAAAAGAAAAUGAAGAUUUGGUAUCUCGUACGAAUAACAUUUCAUUUGAAGACCGCAAACAAAACGAAGCUGAUAAUGACUAUGCUAUUGCUAUGAAAUUGCAAGAAACAUAUAAUAAGGAAAGAACAUAUAAUAAGGAAAGAACCAAUUUAAGAAAAGAAUACGAAGAUUUGGCAUCUCGUAUGAAUAACAUUUCAUUUGAAGACUACGGAGAAGUCUCUGAGAGAUUUCCAAACAAACCUGCUAAUAAAAAAAUUGAUAAUAGGGAGCCGUAUAGCAGAAAUUUUUCCCAAUGCAAUUCUAAUGAUAUUGAUAAUGAUUAUUCUCCGCCUUCUUAUUACUCUUCUCAAAAGCCUGCACAUAAUGAUUACAGAUAUCACCACACUCCUGCAUCUAACAACAACAAUAAUGAUUAUUUUCAAGAGCAUCUAUUCGAACAACAGCAAUUUUCACGUCAAUUUCCGCAACAAUUUCCACAUCAGUUUUCACAGCAGUUUCCACAGCAGCAAUUUUCACAGCAGUUUCCUCAGAAAUUUCCACAACAAUUUCCUCAGCAAUUUCCACAGUACCAACAACAGACUGCUCCUGAUUAUCAAGAAAUGUUUUCUCAAUUCAUGAAACAACAGCAGAUAGCCUCUAAUAAUCAGGAAAUAUUUUCUCAAUUCAUGAAACAACAACAGAUGUCUUCUAAUAAUCAGGAAAUGUUUUCUCAAUUCAUGAAAUUUAUGGAGGCAUCAAAAAUCCAAACCAGAAAAAUAAUAUUCAAUCCGACUAUGAUACACAUAAUACUAACUUUUCUCAAGAACCUAAUCGAAAUUCUAUUGUUAGGCGGAGCUGGAACCGGAAAGUCUACUAUUAUCAAUACGAUGACAAAUUACUUUUUAGGUGGUACUCUUGAUAAGCCAAAAAUUGUGAUUCCAACAAAGUUUUAUAAAGUUACUGAAAACGAGUAUCUCAAUAAAGAUCCGGAAUCAAAAGUUGACGCUGUAACCAAGAGUCAAACUACAAAAUGCCAUACCUAUACUUUUGACCAUCCUGAGAAUACUGCUUAUAAAUUUAUCCUCAUUGAUACUCCUGGAUUAAGCGACACAAAUGGUGUUAAGCAAGAUGACAAGAAUAUUCAAGAGAUUAUAGAUGCUGCAAUUUCUGCCGGUUCUUUAUCAGCUAUUGUAAUCAUUGCAAAUGGAACUGAAGCUAGAAUUACUCCGUCAAUCAAGAAUACAUUGGUUAGAUUGUCAAAUAACCUUCCUGAUGAUCUGUUGGGUAAUCUUUUGCUUAUUUUAACAAAGUGCACAAAACGCAGCGCUUCUUUCUCUGUAAAUGAUUUUUCAAAAGAAAUUGCAAGGCCAAAGGCUACCUUUCAUAUGGAUAAUCGAUUUUUCUGUACUGAUCCUGAAGUCUGGAAUGAUGAUAAUGAUGAACGUGUCGAUGUUGAACAUCAUUGGAAAAUAGAUUACAGAAACAAAAUUAAAUCUGAAAUCGCUAAAGUGACUCAAGAUAUUACAAAUAUCCAACGAGUUCAAGAUUGCCUUGAGGCUGCUCAGAAAGCAUUACAAAAAACUGACAAUCAAAAGAAUUCUUAUUCUAAUUAUACAAAAACCGAAACAAUCACUCUCGACAAAAUUGUUCCCUCUAACUAUCAUAGUACUAUUUGUACCCUUCAUGGCAAAGAAAAAAUUUGUCAUGACGCUGCUGCUAACGCUAAAUAUGAAGUUAUCCAUAAACUUUGUAAAGAUUUAAGUAAAAUUUGUUCUCGGUUUAAUUUUGUUGAUGAACUUCAUGCAAAUAUUGAAAGCAUGAGACAAGAUGCAAGAUUAAUACAGAAUGUUAAUAUACGAAGGAAUGCUGAAGCAGAGAUUCAAAGACUUGAGAAAUUAGCUACAGAUUUGUCAUCCAAACCUGGAGCUAGUGGUGGUGGUUCUCAAUGGAAUCCAUUGAACACUAUUCG
Dentiscutata erythropus is the source of this 2096-nucleotide messenger RNA. The record is from the annotation of a GenBank genome assembly. Lineage: Eukaryota; Fungi; Glomeromycota; Glomeromycetes; Diversisporales; Gigasporaceae.